This is a messenger RNA of Oncorhynchus kisutch (coho salmon), 1228 nucleotides long. Its product is annotated as diamine acetyltransferase 1-like. Gene Ontology annotation, molecular function: diamine N-acetyltransferase activity; spermidine binding. The coding region runs from base 129 to 650 and encodes 173 amino acids. The transcript is spliced from 6 exons. NCBI's taxonomy places the organism in Eukaryota, Metazoa, Chordata, Actinopteri, Salmoniformes, Salmonidae. The record is from RefSeq and is a predicted model, not a curated record.
GUCCUUCAAUAUAUCUAGCGAACAUUUUGCUUAAAGGGCUGGUUCUAUUCAAACCAAGUCAAGGUAGCUAACGUUAGAUAACUAGCUAGCUUUUAAAUCGACUGUUCAGCUCUUAUUAAUAUAAGAAAAUGACAGAUUUUAAAAUACGGAAAGCUGAACCCAAAGAUGUACCUGACAUACUGCGACUGAUAAAGGAACUGGCUAAAUAUGAAGAAAUGGAAGGCCAAGUGAAACUGACUGAGGAAAAUCUGCUCGAGGACGGAUUCGGUGACAACCCAUUAUACCACUGCGUCAUGGCAGAAAUCCCCAGUGAGCCGCAGAGCAACAACGCUCCUGUGGUGAUUGGGUUUGCCAUGUACUACUUCACCUAUGACCCCUGGAUCGGCAAGCUGCUUUACCUGGAAGACUUCUUUGUCAUGGAAGAGUACAGGGAGAUCGGCAUCGGCUCAGAGAUCCUCAAGCUCCUCAGUGACAUGGCAUUCGAGACUCGCUGCAACAGCAUGCACUUCGUCGUCGCCAAGGACAACCAGGAGUCAAUAGAGUUCUACAAGCGUCGUGGGGCGGCCGACAUCACUCUGGAUGAGGGAUGGAGACUCUUCAAGAUCAACAAGAGCUCCCUCUUCAAGAUGUCCUCCGGCUCCAAAGAGUGAGCUGGCCUCAAGACACAUAGAAAGAUGGACAAGAGUGACAGACUUGGUCAAUUUAUAUUACUUAAUUAUUUGCCUGUCUUUCACUUCAGCGGUGGGGGGUGUGACUUCUGACAGUAGAUUAUUAUUAAAAGGGGCAUUAAACAUGUGUGUGCACCAACUUUCUCAAUCUAGUCACUCAUUUAGGUCACGUAUUUUAUCUGAAGCCAUCGUUUUAGUAGUUGUAGUUUAUAAUCAACACACCUUAGGAUUCCUAGUGUUCUCUCAGUUCUGCUAAUCAACACACCUUAGGAUUCCUAGCGUUCUCUCAGUUCUGCUAAUCAACACACCUUAGGAUUCCUAGUGUUCUCUCAGUUCUGCUAAUCAACACACCUUAGGAUUCCUAGCGUUCUCUCAGUUCUGCUAAUCAACACACCUUAGGAUUCCUAGCGUUCUCUCAGUUCUGCUAAUCAACACACCUUAGGAUUCCUAGCGUUCGCUCAGUUCUGCUAAUCAACACACCUGAGGAUUCCUAGCAUUCUCUGUUUCAUUUAUUGACCAAUAUAUUUGACUAUUCUAUAAUACAGUGAUUUUUAAAAUUA